This is a messenger RNA of Beta vulgaris subsp. vulgaris (sugar beet), 1728 nucleotides long. Its product is annotated as tubulin alpha-2 chain. The coding region runs from base 180 to 1541 and encodes 453 amino acids. Gene Ontology annotation, cellular component: microtubule; cytoplasm. Lineage: Eukaryota; Viridiplantae; Streptophyta; Magnoliopsida; Caryophyllales; Amaranthaceae. The record is from RefSeq and is a predicted model, not a curated record. The transcript has 4 exons. Gene Ontology annotation, molecular function: GTP binding; structural constituent of cytoskeleton. Gene Ontology annotation, biological process: microtubule cytoskeleton organization; mitotic cell cycle.
CCCCCCAAUCUUUGUCAUAACGGUUACCAAUUUUACGAUAUCAUAUAUUCAUAUCACAAAGGAAACCCUCUUUCAUUUCCUUUCACUUCUCCAGAAAACCAAAACCCUUCAAAUCUUCAACUGUUCAUUUUUCUCUCUCCUCUUAAAACUUGCGAUUUUUCCAGAAAAAUUCGGCGAAAAUGAGAGAAUGUAUCUCAAUCCACAUCGGUCAAGCUGGAAUUCAAGUCGGAAACACUUGCUGGGAACUCUACUGUCUCGAACAUGGAAUCCAGCCAGAUGGACAGAUGCCGAUAGAGAAGAAGAUAGGAGCAGGACAAGCAGGAGAAGAUGCGUUUAGUACAUUCUUUAGUGAAACUGGAAACCAAAAGUAUGUUCCUCGUGCUUUAUUUGUUGAUCUUGAACCUACUGUCAUUGACGAGGUUCGAACUGGGGAAUAUCGCCAACUUUUUCACCCUGAACAACUUAUUACUGGCAAAGAAGAUGCUGCUAAUAACUUUGCUAGAGGACAUUAUACUGUUGGUAAAGAGAUUGUCGACGUUUGCUUAGAUCGCAUCAGGAAGCUUGCAGAUAACUGCACUGGCCUUCAAGGCUUUCUGGUUUUCCAUGCUGUUGGUGGUGGCACUGGUUCUGGCCUUGGUUCUCUGCUCUUGGAGAGGCUGUCAGUCGAGUACGGGAAGAAAUCAAAAUUAGGCUUCACAAUUUACCCAUCUCCUCAAGUUUCAACCUCUGUUGUUGAGCCGUACAACAGUGUCUUGUCCACCCACGCCCUCCUAGAGCAUACUGAUGUUUCUGUUCUCCUUGAUAAUGAGGCCAUUUAUGAUAUCUGCCGCAAGUCACUUGAUAUUGAGAGGCCUACUUAUACCAAUCUUAACAGACUUGUUUCACAGGUUAUAUCUUCCUUGACAACCUCACUUCGCUUUGAUGGUGCAUUGAAUGUCGAUGUCACUGAAUUUCAGACAAAUUUGGUCCCUUACCCUCGCAUACAUUUCAUGCUUUCAUCAUAUGCCCCUGUUAUUUCUGCUGAGAAAGCCUUCCAUGAGCAACUGUCAGUCGGAGAGAUCACUAACACUGCUUUUGAGCCCAGUUCUAUGAUGGCAAAAUGUGAUCCACGUCAUGGGAAGUACAUGGCUUGCUGCUUGAUGUAUCGUGGAGAUGUGGUACCCAAAGAUGUGAACGCUGCUGUUUCCACAAUCAAGACAAAGCGAACCAUUCAGUUCGUGGACUGGUCUCCUACAGGUUUCAAGUGUGGAAUCAACUACGAGCCUCCAACUGUGGUACCAGGAGGAGACUUAGCCAAGGUUCAGAGGGCAGUCUGUAUGAUCUCAAAUUCAACUAGUGUUGCUGAAGUGUUCUCAAGAAUUGAUCACAAGUUUGAUCUCAUGUAUGCCAAGCGGGCUUUUGUUCAUUGGUAUGUUGGCGAGGGAAUGGAGGAAGGAGAGUUCUCAGAGGCAAGAGAAGACUUGGCUGCGUUGGAAAAGGAUUAUGAAGAAGUUGGAGCCGAGGGUGUUGAUGAUGAGGACGAUGAAGGCGAUGAGUAUUAAGAGUAAUUGGUUUUGGUUUUAAAUGUGAUGAACAUGUGGUAAUAACUUUGUUGAUUGAGUAUUUGGACCUCGGAGUAUGUAGGAAUACCAAUGGUCUCAUUGGCAAGUAGUGCGGAGUUAUAUAGUUCUCUGUAUUUUCACUUUGGUUCAAGUUUUACCGUAUUACUAUAAUUGUUACCCUGUGAAA